GUGCUCCGUCUGUACUCUCGCGGUGCUUUCUUUGACUGGUCACGUGGUGCGGAUGCCCUUCCAGUGUGCGACAGAAAACAUGGCAGCGCUCUUGAGAUCAGCCCGGCUACUAAAGUUCUCGCCUUCGGGCUUGCUCCAGAUCACAGGCACAAAACGAACCGGACCGCCAGUCAGCCGGCUGUACAGCGGGGCUGUGGGUCGCAAAGAGACCGGAGUUUGUUCCCGACAGAUCAGCAGAGCUACGGAAAAUGCAUCCAGCCGUCUGUGGCCAUACACAGUCGGGUGCGUGCGUAACUAUGCUGUGGCCACUGAACAAAAGAACGAGGCCGGUACUGCGGUGCGGACCAAGCAGAUCCAGCAGUUUGACUGGGCUCUGGCUAAGCUGGACAGCUCUGUGAGGAGAACUGGCCGCAUCACCAAGACCCUGCUGCUCCGCAUCUUUCAUGAUAUUUGUAGGACAGGUUACCCCAGUGGUAACCAGGCCUUAUUGCUGCUGCGUAGUUGUGGCUCUCUGCUGCCAGAGGUACCUCUGCAGGAGCGCAAUGAUCUUGCACAUCGAGUUUGGGAGAAGCUGCAAGAGUUGGGUGCGCAGUAUGAUGUUAGUCACUACAACGCCUUGCUGAAGGUUUAUCUACAGAAUGAGUUCGAAUUCUCUCCCACUGACUUCCUGGCCAAGAUGGAAGCAGCCAACAUCCAGCCCAACAGAGUUACCUACCAGAGACUGAUCGCAGCCUACUGCCAGAGUGGAAACAUCGAGGGAGCCAGCACCAUACUGGGUUUCAUGAAGAGCAAAGAUUUACCCAUCACCGAUGCUGUUUUCAACUCUCUAGUAACCGGCCAUGCUCGUGCAGGGGACAUCGAGAGUGCUAAGAACAUCCUGCCUGUGAUGCAAGGGGCAGGAAUCGAACCGGGUCCUGAUACUUAUCUUUCACUGCUGAAGGCGUAUGCUGAGAAGGGAGACCUGGACAGUCUGAAAAAGACAAUAGAGGAAGCAGAGAGUGCAGACUGCAGUCUGAUGGACAGGGACAUCAUGCAGGUCAUCUACACCCUGGCCAAGGCCGGACACCAGCAGCACAUCCAAGAGAUGGUCAAUUGCUUGAAGCAUGAGAGGGGUUACGUUCCAGAUGCCAUGAACUUGUGUCUGAGCCUCAUCACCCAAGGCCUCGAGGAGACCGCCUUCAACAUCCUGAAGACAUUCCCAACACUGCAGUCUGAGAGCUUCAACUCCGACUCUCCCAACCUGGGCAACUUCUUCCUGCGUCACUGUGCCAACAUGGAAACGCCAUCGGAGAAGUUGGGUCACUUUUGCAAAGAGCUCCAUGAUUCAAACUUGCACUCUUCACCACUCAGCUUCACUCUGUCCUGUGCUCUGGAGGCCAAGAAGACAGGGAUGUGUUUAGAGCUGAUGAAGAUGUUAAAGGAGCAGGACUUCCCCGUAAGGCCACACUACUUUUGGCCUCUCCUCACUCAGCACAUGAAAGACAGCAAUGUUGUAGGAACGAUGGAGGUGUUGAAAGGUAUGCAGGAGCUUGGUGUGUCCCCUGAUGUCGAUACGUUAUCCAACUAUAUCUUCCCUGUCUUCCCCGGAUGUAAAUUCAGCGCAGCAGCCCUUAAGGCAAUCUCCAUGGAUUCAGAGGGUUGCUUGUCUGCAGAGGUUCGUUCGAUGGCCACAAAUAGCUUGGCCGAACUAUACAUCAAAUUGUCAGACCCCUCCUUCCCCUCACUGGACCUCAGUACUUUCCGUGGCAGCCUCAUCUCCGGCUUCAGAAAGUCUGCUGACACAGAGACCAUGGUGAAGAUUACUAAGCUCUUGUACAAAGACGAACGCUUCUCCCAAGGGAACAUGAAACCGGCUGAAGCGACAUCAUUCUUCUUGUACAAUCUGAUCGACUCUAUGUCAGAUAGAGAGGUGCAGGCGCAAGAAGACAAUCUGAAGAAAUUCUUCAAUCAACUGCAAGCUCAGAAUAUAACCAUCCCAGUUAAUAUCUACAGAGGCAUCAGGAACCUCUUGGAGUCCUACCACACCCCAGAGCUCAUCAAGGAUGUGAUUGUUUUGGUGAACCCCAGUGAACGAGUGUCCAGUGGUUCAGUGCAGGCUGCUCCCCAAAUAACUGGAAGGGUGAUGGCCCUUGAGAGGAAAAUAGCCGAACUGAAAGCAGAGAACAAACCCUUAGGCAAUCUUCUCAAACAAGCCAUCCAAGCUUUGGGCGCUGAGGAGAACCUGCAGCGCGCCCUUGAGCUGAAAAAGCAGCACGAGGAGGAGAUGACAGCCGGCGCAUACGCCACCCUCAUCAACCUGUGCUGCCGCCACGACAAAUUGGAGGAGGCGGUCAACCUGAAGACUGAAUUGAGUCGGAAGGACUCAUCACUUGCACUGGAUGCCAGUAAAUACAUCGGACUGAUCAAAAUCCUCUCAAAGAACGGCAGAGUGGAGGAGGCAGUGGACAUCCUGAAGGAGAUGAAAGAAAAGGACGUGGUGGUCAAUGACACGCACGCCGCCAUGCUCUUUCACAUGCUGAAUGCUUUAGUGGACAAGGGCGGCUUCCCCACCAUCCAGCGGCUCCUUGACACCAUCUUCACCCUCGGACUGACCAAGCCUACCGCCAAUCUCUGCUCACCCCUGGUCACUGUCCACCUGGAGAGUGACGACAUGGCCGCGGCUCUGGAGGCAGCGCUGGAGUGUCAGAAGCGCUACAACCAACUGCCUCGCAUCCAUGACAUCAUUGUUGGUCUGGUGGAGAAAGGAGACACUGCACUGCUGCAGAAAGCCAUGGACUUUGUGAGUCAGGAGCGAGGAGAGAUGGCCAUGCUGUACGACCUCUUCUUUGCUUUCCUUCAGACAGGCCGCUUCCGCGAAGCUCGCAAGAUCAUAGAGACCCCAGGGCUGAGGGCACGGCCUGGACGCCUUCACUGGUAUGCAGAGAAAUGCAUUUCUGGCAACCAGAUGGAGACCUUGGAGCAGAUGGUAGACAUGACAGCCAAGCUGUUUGAGUGUGACAGAGACGUGAUGUACAGUUACGCCCUCCGUCUUUGUAAGGAGACAAACGACUGGCAGAAGGCCGAAACGUUGUGGACGAAGAUGCAAGAGGAGAACGUCAUUCCCAGAGACAGGACCCUGCGCCUUCUGGCAGACGUGCUGAAGAGUAAUGGCCAGGAUGUGCCCUUUGAGAUGCCUGAGACAUGGUACCAACAAGCUGCCACCGCAAAGGAGGUCAAAGAACAACCAACAAAAACAGCACCAACCAACAACCAACCAGCCCAUACUGAAAGUGGUACUGAAUACCAGGUCCGUCUGCUGGCCCUGUGUAAAAGAGGCAAAGCCAAAGAAGCCUAUGGGAUGCUGAAGGAUGCCGACAAAAAGGGUGUGGCAUUAGGCCCCGCCCCUUACGACCACCUGAUCCGUGCCCUGUUAGCCGAGGGGUCCAUGGAAGAUGCCAUGAUCGUGAAGGACAUUGCUCUGGCUCAUGUGCCAGGCUUCCAGCUCAGUGAUAUCGCCAGCAGUUUGCUCAUCACCACACAGAGUAAGAAAGGCCAGACCGAAGAUGCUGUUGAGAAACUGAAGUCGAUGCUUCAGACCGACCAAGUGCCGGGGCAACUUGCCAUCACCAGACUUGUUCAGGCUCUGGGUAAUAAGGGCGAUGUCGCAGGGAUACAGGAAGUAGAGUCACUUAUAAAAGACCAUGGGACAUCCCUCAACCUGUCCAGCAUGGUGUUUAUCAACAACAAGGCCCUGGCGUACAUCAAGAAAGGUGAUAUGGAUUUGGCCGUGGAGGAGUUGGAGGCAGUUUUUACAAAUCCAGGCAGCAAAUUUCCCAGUAUUUCAUUUGUCUUCAGGAAGGUCCUGGAAGAAGACAAUGACAAAGCCUUAGACAAGUUGAGUGUGAUGGUAGAGCGGCUAGCCAAUCAUUUUGCCUGCUACAAACCUGCCACAGAUCUCUUCCUGCAGCUGCUGGAUGCGGGCAAAGUCGAGGAUGCAAAGUUCAUGCUGGCUCGCUGCAAUGCCGUGGCUGAACAGAAAGACUUGCUGUUGUCCUACGUGACACGAAAGGCCACAAGUCCUGGACAGCUGGACAAGAUCAAUGCCCUGCUCAACCUGAUCCCAGAUUUCGCGGAGAAGGAUGUGCUGAAUGCAUACCUGAUAAAAUGUCAUGUUCUGGAUAAGGACUUACCGGGAGCCAAGGCUCUGUACGAGCAGAUGCAGAAGGAGGGGAUGGUCGUAGACGAGCUGUCACUCAAACGGCUGGCUGUGCUUUACCGCAGUGCAGGAGAGACGGCACCCUUCUCUGAACCGCCUGAGUCCUUUAAGUUUAUGCAGACAAGCUGAAAGAGAAAGCUGCCAAAACCCAGGAGACACCUGAGGAAUAAAGACGCAUCCUCCUCUCAUCUUACCCUCCAUCCACAUCCCUGUGCCCUUCCUUCCUUCCCUCCUUUUUUAUAAGUUGUGUCAUCUAAAAUGUUGGGUAUUGGUUAUUAUAGCUGUCUGAUGUGUGAGUCUGUCUGCUACACCAAGGACAAUGUUGAAAAUGAAGGUGAUGUUGAGAAUGUACAGAAGUAUUUAUGCUAAUAAAUGAUGUUAGGAAUCCACAA
Notolabrus celidotus (New Zealand spotty) is the source of this 4587-nucleotide messenger RNA. It is a transcript of the gene lrpprc, whose product is annotated as leucine-rich pentatricopeptide repeat containing. The record is from RefSeq and is a predicted model, not a curated record. Gene Ontology annotation, molecular function: protein binding. NCBI's taxonomy places the organism in Eukaryota, Metazoa, Chordata, Actinopteri, Labriformes, Labridae.